Molecule: messenger RNA, 7046 nt
Organism: Esox lucius (northern pike)
Lineage: Eukaryota; Metazoa; Chordata; Actinopteri; Esociformes; Esocidae
Product: unconventional myosin-XVIIIb
Exons: 44
Coding region: 305-6823 (2172 amino acids)
Cellular component (GO): myosin complex
Molecular function (GO): cytoskeletal motor activity; protein binding; ATP binding
Source: RefSeq, a predicted model, not a curated record
UGCUGUUCCCCCCACUCUGCAGGUCUGAGUGAACAUGUGUGUGUGGGUUUAUGUUGUCUGUGUGUGUUUCUGUCUGACAGUGGGACAGUGAGCCUCUUGCAUUGGCCUCCUAGAUUAUUGGAAUAAUAACCGGUACAUUUGGAGUUCUUGCAGUGAUUAAUAGCAUCUUAAGAUCACAGCGGAUACUACACGACCAGUUCACAGGGCCACUGUUUGUUGUCCCGCCCCAGCUCUGACAUCACAUCUGGCUGACCUCUGACUCUUUGGCCCCUCACAACUGACACCUCACCCAGAAGCCGUUGCCAUGGCACUGUCCUCACGCUUAAAGCUCUGGGAACAGAAGAUAAAGGAUACGAAGGAAGAGCCCACCUCUCCUCCCCCACCUCUCUCAGCCCUGCCAGGAGGUUUCCUCAAACAGCUGGUCAGAGAGACCGAGAAGGAGACCAAACUUAAAGAGCCCGAGGUCAAAGAAGAGAAGGCGCCCAGCAAGUUGAGUGACAACCUGGUGCAGCAGUUCCUCCUUCCGGAUCAGACUCCACCAAUCCUGGAGGCAGAGAUGGCCUUGCGAAAUGAAUUACUGGUUAAUGGAGAGCGAGGCCGCCACUCCAACCAGUCCGACAUGAAGACCUCUUCACCCCGCCGAAUCCUCUCUCCCGAUCUCAAGAGCCCACCCCAGGGGGAGACCCCGGGGCCACAGAAACAGGAUUUGACAUCAGGGAAGCUGAAGCAAAAACAGGAAGUUACAUCAGAGCUGCUGAAGCGGGGACAAAUAGCGAGGUCAGGGAAAGAGAAGGUGCCAAAUGAUGCCAAGAAGCCAAGGAUGGACGAAAAGAAAGACAACCAGAAAGAGGGGAAGAACGAGGGAGUGAUUGAGCCUAGACAGGAGCCAGAGGGCAAACCAGCAGACACCGCUAUAGCAGAACACGAGACCAAAGAGGUGAGGGAUGUGUGGUAUGAGGUUGGCACUGUGUGGUACGUCCACAAGGAGGGCUACUGCCUGGCCACUCAGCUAAAGCCAGACGAAGGAACUCCAGAUCUCCCAGCAGGCCUAGUGAGACUCAGAAUGGAAACAGAUGGAACACUGCAUGAUGUCAUGGAGCACGAUAUCCAGAAGAUUAACCCAUCUGAGUUGGACCUGUGUGAGGACUUGAGUGACCUGCAGAGUGUGAAUGAAUGUAGUGUGCUCUACACGUUAACCAGUCGAGCUAAAGCCAGCCUGCCCCUCACACACGCCGGACCCAACCUGCUCAACUUCUGGCCUCCACUGAAUCAACAGGGCAAGACCCCACUCUCUCGUCGUGGGGACAGCGUCUGGGACGCCCCACCCGCCCUGGCUGCUCUGGUCCGGCGUGUUUAUAUCUCCAUGGUGGGGACGCGCAGGGACCAGAGUGUAUGUGCUGUGGGACGAAGCGGCACGGGCAAGACCACGUCCUGCCAAGCUUUCACACAUACACUCCUCAAACAGGCUGGCACCGCCGGAGACAGUGUCAGUGUGGAGCGUAUCCAAGCAGUGUUUACGAUCCUGAGGUCCUUUGGGUGUGUGAGCUCUCAUCACAGUGAUGCCUCGUCUCGCUUUGCCAUGGUUUUCUCUCUGGACUUCAACCACGCUGGACUGGUCUGUGCUGGUCACCUACAGACUAUGAUGUUAGAGAAGUGGAGGGUAUGUCAGAAGAUGGAAGGAGAGAGCAAUUUCCUGAUCUUUUCCCAGAUGUUGGCUGGACUCAGUACAGAGAUGAAGACGGAGCUGCAGAUGAAUCAAUUACCAGAGGCCAACUCCUUUGGAAUAGUUGCACCCACCAAGGUGGAAGAAAAACAGCGUGCAUCUGUGGCCUUCACCAAGCUGCUGGUUGCCAUGGAAACGCUGGGCAUCUCAGCCAAUGAGCAGCGAGCAAUAUGGCAUGUUCUGGCAGGAAUAUUCCACCUGGGAGCAGCGGGAUCAUGUAAAGUGGGGCGUAGGGCAUUUGUGAGUUUCGACAGAGCCCAGGUGGCCAGCAGUGUGUUGGGUUGUGACGGGGAAGAGCUCCAAACAGCCGUGUUCAAGCAUCACCUCAGACAACUGCUGCAGAAGGCCACCGGGGGUGCCAGAGAGAGACAUGCUGCCACUGAUGUAGAAGAGGGACCUCGGCUGACUGCCACACAGUGUGUAGAUGGCAUGGCUUCUGGACUGUAUGAGGAACUCUUCACGGCUGUAGUUUCACUUAUAAACAGGGCCCUGAGCUCCCAGCAGCUGACGCUCGCCUCAGUGAUGGUGGUGGACACUCCAGGCUUCCGCAACCCCAGGCACAGUGGAGAGGAGAGGGCUGCAACCUGGUCUGAACUCUGUCACAACUACUUACAGGAGAGACUACUGGACCACUUCUACACACACACCUUCACACACACUCUGGACAGAUACACACAGGAGAGGGUUCCAGUGGACUUUGAACCCCCGGAAAGUAGCCCUGCUGAGGUGGUGUCCGCCAUAGACAAGCCUGCUCUACAGGUGAGAGGGGCGGAGGGAGACCCUAGAGGACUGCUGUGGGUUCUGGAUGAAGAGAUGGUGACUCCGGGUUCAACAGAACACGUUGUCCUGGAGAGAGUCUGCCAGUAUUACGGUUCAACUGUGCGUCAGUGUGAGCAGCCCCUGCAGUGUGAGGUGAGCCACCUGAUGGGUUCUGAUCCAGUCAGGUAUGACUUGACUGGUUGGUUCAGCCUGGUCCAGAACAACCCCUCUGCUCUCAACGCCAUAUCACUGCUGCAGAACUCCUCUGUAGGGGCAGUGAAGGCACUGUUUGGCCCCCGUGCGUCUGUGCCCCCUCUUUGUCGGGGUUUAGGAGGAGUAGAGGGAGGCAGCCAGCGCUCCCUGCAGAGGAGUGGCAUCGUCAGAAAGACCUUCAGCGGGGGAAUGGCCGCCAUACGCCGACACUCCCACUGUAUAUCAGUCAAACUGCAGGCCGACGCUCUGAUGAAUGUGAUUCGUCGAGCCAAGCCGGUCUUCCUGCAGUGUGUGGGUGCUAAGACGGAGAGCAGUGGCGGCGGCUUUGACAUUCCUGCCCUCAGGGUCCAGCUGCACUCUACACACAUCCUCCCAGCCCUGCAGCUCUACCGCACAGGUUUUCCAGAACACAUGCCUUUAAGUGACUUCAGGUGUCGUUUCCAGGCUCUCUCUCCUCUGGUCAUGAAGCGCUACGGUUCAGUCUUCAGCACCCCAGAUGAGAGGAAGGCAGUGGAGGAGCUGCUGGUAGAACUGGAUCUGGACAAGAAAAGUAUCUUUCUGGGAGCCAGCAGGAUGUUUACAAAGCGAGGUGUGCUGAAGUACCUGGAGCAGGAGAGAGACAAGCUGGUCAGUGGUUGGCUGGUUCAGCUACAGGCAUCCUGUAUGGGACACCUGGCUAGACAGCAAUACCGCAAAAUGAAGGUGCAGCAGAUGGCUGUACGGUGUAUCCAGAAUAACAUCCGUGCUCUCAGGGGUGUGGCCAAGUGGAGCUGGUGGAAACUGUUGUGUAGAUUACGCCCUCUACUGGAUGUUAACAUGGAUGACCAGAGACUCAGAGCCAAGGAGGAUGAGAUCAUAGCUCUGAGACGACGGCUGGAGAAAUCUGAGAGGGAGAGGAACGAGCUGAGACAGAGCACUGACAUUCUGGAGACCAAGGUGACGGCAAUAUCCUCUGAACUAAGCGAUGAGCGUUUCCGUGGUGAAGCUGUCAGUCAGGCUUUGGAUAUAGAGAGAGGAGAGAGACUACGACUCACCAGAGAGAACAAGGAACUACAGGCUCGUCUGGACCAGUGUAAGGUCACCACAGAGAUGCUGGAGAAACAGUUGGAGGAGGAGAAGCAGAAGGUCCAACGUGGAGUGUCCCAUGUAGGGACAGGGACAGGUAAAAGCUGGGGGAGUACUAUAGAGAGUGAGAUGGCGCUUCAGUUAGAGUGCUGCCAGACAGAGGUGGAAUUUGUCAGGAGACGAGUCAAACAGACUGAAGAGAGACUGGAGGCAGAAAGACAGACACGCCUAGAACUGGAUGCCAAGGUGGCGUCUCUACAAGCCCAGCUGGAGCAGUCUAAGAAGAGCACUACAGAGUUGAAGCGUCAGGUUCGUCGGGUCACAUCUGACCUCCAGGAUGCCCGUGUCCUCACCGACAGCCUUCAGGGUCGCGCUCACGAGCUGGACCGCAAACAGAGGAGGUUUGACAGUGAGCUGACCCAAGCUUUAGAAGAGGCUGACAGAGAGCGAGAACUGAAGGACAAAGCUAUCCACGAGAGCACUGUACUGAGAUCAGAAAUAUACAGCCUAAAACGUACUCUGCAGGGGAACCAGGCAGAGUUGGUCCAUGUGCAGCAACAAAAGGAGGAGCUGUGUGCCCAAAUCCGUGACCUCAGUGUGCCCUUUGACCUGGCCUCUGACUCGCUGCCUGACUUGAAGAAGCAACUCCGCCUCCUGGAAACCCAGACCAAUGAGAGAGGAGAGGAGAUCACCAAGCUCACCACCCAGAUUCAACAGGCGCAGCAGGUGCACCUGCGUUUUGAGAUGGAGAUGGAGCGAAUGAAACAGAUCCAUCUUAAAGAGCUGGAGGAUAAAGAAGAGGAAUUAGAAGAUGUACACAAGUCCUCCCAGAGACGGCUGCGUCAGCUAGAGAUGCAGCUGGAGCAGGAAUAUGAAGAAAAACAGAUGGUGGUUCACGAGAAAAAUGACUUGGAGGGACUCAUCGCUACGCUCUGUGAUCAGGUGGGCCACCGGGACUUUGAUGUGGAGAAGAGACUAAGGAGAGAUCUGAAGAGAACCCAUGCUCUGCUGGUGGACGCUCAGCUACUACUGUCCACCAUAGACCACCCUGGACACAGCCAGGCCCCCGGCAGCAAUGAACACAUAGAGCACCUGCACUGCCAGCUGGAGGAGAGUGAGGCACGGAGAGCAGAGGUGGAGAGUGUUCAGAAGACUCUGUCCAUGGAGCUGGAGAAUACCCAGAUAGAACUGGAGAAUAUCUGCAAACUCAAAAGUCUGUUGGAUGAACAGGUUGGUCAGUUGCAACAUGAGAAAUCAGAUCUUUUGAAGAGGCUGGAGGAAGACCAGGAGGACCUCAAUGAACUCAUGAAAAAGCACAAAGCCCUGAUUGCACAGUCGUCCAGUGACAUUUCUCAGAUCAGAGAGUUGCAGACGGAACUGGAGGAGGUCAAGAAAGAAAGACACAGGCUACAGGAAGAGCUUACAGCAAGUGUGGCCAGGGUGCAGUUCUUGGAGUCGUCCACCGUGGGGCGUAGUAUCGUCAGUAUGCAGGAGGCCAGGGUGUGUGACCUGGAGAACAAGCUGGAGUUCCAGAGAGGACAGGUUAAGAGGUUUGAGGUGCUGGUACUGCGUCUGAGGGACAGUGUUGUCCGUCUGGGAGAGGAGCUGGAGCAAUGUGCCCAGACUGAGGCCAGGGAGAGAGAGAACAGCCAGUACUACCAGCAACGCCUCCAAGACAUGAGACUCGAGGUGGAAGACCUGGUUCAGAGAGAACAGGACAGCAGCCGCAGAUGCAUGGAACUGGAGAUGCAAGUGACAGAGCUGACUGCAGUCAGACAGACAUUACAAGCUGAUCUAGAGACAUCUAUCCGACGUAUCGUUGAUCUACAAGCUGCCCUCGAGGAGGUGGAGUCUAGUGAGGAGAGUGACGAUGAGAGUGUUGCCACGGCUGUGGAAUCAUUUUCCAAGAAGAGAGACCUUGACAGCGUGUCUAGUGUAGGUUCUCAGUCUCUGGGCACAGAGGAUGUUGGUGAGGGCAUCCGCCAUUGGCUGGGUGUUCCCAGAGGGGGGCCCAGAGGGGGCUCUCCUUAUGGCAGCAGUACCAUCAGCCACCAGUCAGGGCGCCAGUCUGUCACAGACACCAUGAGCACUUACAGCUUCCGCUCCUGUGUGGACCCAGAUGAAGAGGGGUCAGGGCCAGCAGGUGUGGUUGGUAAUGGGGGUGGUUCAGGUCCUGGCCGGGCCUCCUCCUCUGCCCUUUCUGAGUUGUUAGAGGGGCUUCGUAAGCGGCGGGGGGGGGCAGAGACUGGGGAAGGGAGUGGCAGUACUAUCUCCCUGCCUAUUUAUCAGACCACGGGGGCCUCAACCCUCCGCCGCAGAGCCUCCGCCCUCUCCCUGGGUCCCGAGGACCUCCAGGAGCCCCGCAGCAUCCUGAAACCUCCCUCCCCGCUGCUGCCCCGCGCUGCCAGUCUGCGUAACAUGGGCCAACCCCAGGCUCCACCUGCGGCCUCCGGGGACUCCGGAGCGAAGCGCUACAGCUCUACCGACUCCCUCUCCUCCCUCCCUUCUCUCCCCCUCCUCUCUUCCCUCACUUCCCCCACUGUCCCACGCCGUCGCCCCCCCACAAUCUGCAUCCCAGAGGAAGACGACGAAGAAGCGAUCAGGACCCAGCGCUCCCCCCAGCUAAUGAGACGCCGGCUGCUAGAGAGCGUUGUCAGCGAGGGCGGUGGAGAGGGCUAUCUGGGGUCAGAGCCCAUGGUGUUCCAGAACCGCCGUCUCCAAGGCGACAAUAACCGGGGCGACGCGGCCUCUGACAUUCUGCCGGCCAUCCGGCGGGCCCAGUCAACCAGCAGCCUGGCUAGUUCAAUCAGAGGGGGUCGGAGGGCGCUCAGUGUUCACUUUGGAGAGCUGCCCCCAUCACGCAGCAGGAUGGGCUCUGACUCCAGCUCCAACAGCUCAGGGUCUGGGGGGAGUUCCCAGAGAGGACGCGCUCAGCCUAGGCGGGUUGGGGAGCCACAAGGUGAGAGACUGGAGGCAGAGGGCAGCGAGGGGGGAGACGUGGCUUCUGUCAUGAAGAAAUACCUGAAGAAGUCUGAGGACCUGCAGAAGAGUGAGGUAGACUGAGAGCCUGCAUGUGUGCGAGGAUGGAUGAACUGAAGCCACUCACGGAAAUCCCCAUGCAAGCUACAUGGAGCCACACAGCAUAUAUACACACACUCAUGCCAAAGGAUCAAGGAAGACAUGCACUAGGUGAAGACACACUUAAGAUACAGCAUUGCGGCCAAUGAGCAAUGAAGAUAUAUUUACAACCAAACCAGUGAUGCUGUAAAUGGUGUGGAAACUGAAA